Messenger RNA from Bombina bombina (fire-bellied toad), 1018 nucleotides. Its product is annotated as trypsin-like. Gene Ontology annotation, molecular function: serine-type endopeptidase activity. NCBI's taxonomy places the organism in Eukaryota, Metazoa, Chordata, Amphibia, Anura, Bombinatoridae. The record is from RefSeq and is a predicted model, not a curated record. Gene Ontology annotation, biological process: proteolysis. The coding region runs from base 1 to 972 and encodes 323 amino acids. The transcript is spliced from 6 exons.
AUGAGGACGUCUUACUCUGUUACAGGGAAAGUAGCAGAACGUGUUUUAGUAGAAGAGGCCAGAGAUAAACUUUCUAAUGACCUUCUGCAUGUCAUGUGUAUCUUAUUUACCUUGUUUGCAUACAUUAAAUAUAGAAAAUAUGGGGAGAUAGAGAUUAACAAACUGUAUAAAAAGCAGCUUUUUCUUCACCCAACAUCCAUUGUCAACAUGAAGUUCCUUCUGAUCUGUAUGCUCCUUGGAGCAGCUGACAUCUCACCCUGCUUAUUCCUCCUUUUCUCAGCUGCAUUGGAUGAUGAUAAGAUCGUAGGAGGUUACACCUGUGGUAAGAACGCUCUUCCAUUCCAGGUGUCCCUGAACUCCGGUUACCAUUUCUGUGGUGGGUCCCUGAUUAACAGCCAGUGGGUUGUGUCUGCUGCUCACUGCUACAAAGCAAGCAUCCAGGUCAGACUGGGAGAACACAACAUUUUUGCCAGUGAAGGCACUGAGCAGUUCAUCAACUCUGCCAAGGUCAUCAGACAUUCUGGUUACAACUCCUGGACCCUGGACAAUGACAUCAUGCUCAUCAAGCUCGCCUCUCCUGCUACUCUCAACUCCUAUGUGAACUCUGUGGCUCUGCCCUCUGGGUGUGCCGCCGCUGGCACCAGCUGUCUGAUCUCUGGCUGGGGAAAUACUCUCAGCAGCGGAUCCAACUCCCCAGAUCUCCUGCAGUGCGUGGACGCUCCCGUUCUGACUAGUACCCAGUGUAGCAAUGCCUACCCCGGUGAGAUCACCAACAACAUGAUCUGUGUUGGAUAUCUGGAAGGAGGCAAGGAUUCCUGCCAGGGUGACUCCGGUGGACCUGUGGUGUGUAACGGACAGCUGCAGGGUAUUGUCUCAUGGGGCUAUGGCUGCGCUCUCAAGAACUAUCCUGGUGUCUACACCAAGGUCUGCAACUACGUCUCCUGGAUCCAGAACACCAUCGCUGCCAACUAAACCAUACUUUAUAUUUCUUCUCUCCUUACUAUACAUCUUAAGUUGG